AUGCCUUUGCCAUUCAAUAGGGCUCUUGACCUCAAAUUGAUCGCAAUGGUCAAAGAGAAUCCGAUAAUUUAUAAUUCUACCCAUCCGAAACAUAUGGAUUUUGAUGAGAGGGAAGUGGUUUGGCAGAAAAUCGGCGAUGCGCUCAGCAGGCCAGGUCCGCUGUGCAAAUCUCGGUGGAUCAACAUUCGAGACAUGAUGCGCAGGAAAUACAAGGAGAGAUUGAAGAACACCGAUCCUAGAGCACACAUCAAAAGCUACAAAUAUGAAGCGGAAAUGCAAUUCACAACACCCUUUUUCAGAGAAGUGUCCCAAAGUCCCGAAGACUACGUCGAAUAUCUCGAAGACGAAGCAAAUUGUGAAGUAGAAAUGCCAGCGGAAGUAUUUUUAAGUAAUAACAGUGAAUAUGAACGAGAUACAAAGGAGAUAAACAUGGAACUAAGAAGGAGAAAAGAUAACACGUGUAGAGAUAUCAGCGAAACAAUUCUCCAAGAACUGAAUCCUACUGAUCCUAUUGAUGUAUUUCUUUUAACUAUAGGUACGACUUUAAGGAAAUUUAGCCCGUAUUACUUAAACCAAGCCAAGUCUAAGAUAUUCCAGGUGGUGCAGGAUUAUGAGUUGGAACAGAUUGUUAACAAAAGCCAGGUUCCAGAGAGCAGUGAAAGCGAAACUUAA
This is a messenger RNA of Diatraea saccharalis (sugarcane borer), 672 nucleotides long. The record is from the annotation of a GenBank genome assembly. Lineage: Eukaryota; Metazoa; Arthropoda; Insecta; Lepidoptera; Crambidae.